Molecule: messenger RNA, 1224 nt
Organism: Colletotrichum siamense
Lineage: Eukaryota; Fungi; Ascomycota; Sordariomycetes; Glomerellales; Glomerellaceae
Exons: 1
Coding region: 1-1224 (407 amino acids)
Molecular function (GO): catalytic activity; pyridoxal phosphate binding; molybdenum ion binding
Source: RefSeq, a predicted model, not a curated record
AUGACGGAUCAGUUCGACGCCAAAUACGCCGCUCCGGAGGACACCGAAACCAACGGGCCGAUCCGCAUCAAGUCUCUCUACAUCCACCCUGUGAAGUCAUGCGGCUUCAUCGAGGUCAACCGCGCAUUGCUCACCAAGACCGGCUUUCUGUACGACAGAUGCUUCGCCAUUUCCACCGAAGUCGUCGACCCAGACAAUGGCUCGAUAACAUGGAAGUUCAUCAGCCAACGUACCAAACCCAGCAUGUGCCACAUUAACACGGAGAUAUGGCUUCCUCACAAGGAUAGUGAUCCCAGCGACCCUCUCGUGCAGGCCGGCGGCUGCGUUGUGCUGUCAUUUAGAGACCCAGAUUCUCCAUCUUGGACUCAAAAAUUGGAGACACUUCUUCAUACCUGGGAUCCUUCCGCCGUGCCGGAGGUCUUCUUGGUUGCACCUCUUCAACCUACAUCGACAGAAGUGGAAAAGCUGAAUAUCAGGAUUAAAAAGUUCGGCAUCCACGCUCGUGAGGCUAGCGGACUGGAUCUGGGCGACAUCCCAUCCGUCGCAGCCGCGCUACCCAAGCUCAAGAAAUACCUCCAGAUCCCGGAGAAGCGCGGCUUGACACUGAUGCGAUGCACUCCGGAUACCUUGACCCGUUGCGACAGAAACCUCGCACCGCUAAAGUCCAUCGGAACACCUUCAAUUCACGGCUACACGGACCAACAACCCGUCAACCUCAACUCCCUCUCCUCAGUACACGCCGUCUCUGCGCUGUUACCACCAGAAAAUCAGCCCCUGGAUGCACUACGCUUCCGCGCAAACAUCUGGAUCACGGGUGCCCCAGCCUUUGCCGAAGAGUCCUGGAAACGCUAUCGAAUCUUACCAAAGGCUGUUUCGGAGGAGAAAAGGGCAGAGGUUGCGCCAAAGUUAUCGGUUGUUUGCCGUACAUCACGGUGUACGAUGCCGAAUGUUAAUCUUGAGACGGGGACCUUUGAAGCAGAUAAACCAGUUGAGGGGAAGAAGAAGGGCAAGCCACAGCCGAGCGCGACUUUGAUAGAAUACCGGACGGUAGAGACAGGGAACCCAUCCGCGCUGGGAUACAUCGGUAUGCAUUGCGUACCGGAGGAUCAGGAUCUGGAGGAAGCCAAGGAGCAGAGGGCGGGGCUGUAUGUUGAAGUCGGCGAUGAGAUUGAGGUGCUAGAAACUGGGAUGCAUCUUUUUGGUUCAACGGCAAAAGACUAUUAG